Messenger RNA from Oncorhynchus kisutch (coho salmon), 291 nucleotides. RefSeq names its product costars family protein ABRACL. The record is from RefSeq and is a predicted model, not a curated record. NCBI's taxonomy places the organism in Eukaryota, Metazoa, Chordata, Actinopteri, Salmoniformes, Salmonidae. Gene Ontology annotation, biological process: regulation of actin filament-based process.
AUGAUGGUUCAACAUGAAGUAUCUCUGCUUAUUGUAGAGAUCCAACUGUUUGCCAGUAAAAAUUCAGAUGGACAAACUAGUGUCAAAUUUGGUGUUCUGUUCAAUGCCUAUAAGUGCACCAAUAUCUUUGAGGCUUUGGUUGUGAUUCUGAGGGCCGCCAAGCUUUCUGAGGGCUGCCAAGAGGAAAAGAUCAUCGCAUUUGAAGGGGAGCUGCUCCUGCAAGGUGUCCAUGACAAUGUUGAUAACCAUCAGCUUCAUUCUUGUAGGAGUGUGUUAUCAUUAUUCAGGUGA